This is a messenger RNA of Etheostoma spectabile (orangethroat darter), 2158 nucleotides long. Its product is annotated as protein mono-ADP-ribosyltransferase PARP12-like. Lineage: Eukaryota; Metazoa; Chordata; Actinopteri; Perciformes; Percidae. Gene Ontology annotation, cellular component: nucleus. The record is from RefSeq and is a predicted model, not a curated record. Gene Ontology annotation, molecular function: NAD+ poly-ADP-ribosyltransferase activity; metal ion binding.
CGGGCGAGUGUCAAAAUGAUGGAGUCAGACAUAUUGAAGAUCGUCUGCGCCAAUCAAGGAUCAAUUAAAACUGAUUAUUUGUUAUUGAAUCUUGGAUUAGGCGAUUCAAUUUAUGAUGUCAUUAAUGACCAAGAUAAAUUAGCUUUGUGUUGUCCUUACGGGCAGCCGAAGGUGGUGGCCAGGACCAGACUGAAACUGUGUAGAGUCAGAGAGUGUCCGGGAUCAUGCGGGGCGCUGCACCUGUGUAAAAAGUUCCUCCUCACCGGAUCCUGUCCGUUCGUUCGGUCGAGGACAGGAUGCAGAUUUUCCCAUGACCUGGACUCUGAUCACAAUGUGAGGUUACUGCGAGUGCACGAGCUGGAGAGUCUGAGCCGGACCGAGCUGAGCACACUGCUGCUGCAGAGCGACAACUGGCUUCUGCCUGAUAUAUGUCAUAACUACAACAAUGGUGGCGGAGAGUUUGGCCUGUGUCAGGAGGGUUUCGCCUGCAAGAGACUGCAUAUCUGUGAGAGGUUCCUGAACCGCGACUGCAGCUGCUCCAAGGCUCAUGAUUUUAAUGCUCCACAGCCAUACAAGAGCCUGCAGGAGAAAGGCGUGCCUGAAGACCUCACUCAUUCCUUGAAGUCUGUUUAUGCAAACAAAUUGGCUUUGAAGUACACUGACAGAAAGCAACCAAACUCCUCCACCAGGGAAUUCUCUGCUAACCCUGAUGGACCGAACAGAAGGCCAAGGCCUGUCAGAGGUAAACUACACCAGCUGAAAAAGCUUUUAUUAAAACCGUUUUCUAAAAAUAACUGUAAAAUCUACACUUUACAGUACUCUUACUGUUUGUUUCCUGCAGAUAAAACUGAGAUCUGCAUGUUCUUCAUCAAAGGAAACUGUAUACGUGAGGAGCGAUGUUUUAAAGCUCACGACAAGAUGCCGUACAGAUGGGAAGUCAGAGAGGACAAUCAGUGGACCGCCUUGACUGAUAAUGAAAACGAGGCGAUUGAGAAGGACUUCUGCGACCCUAAAAACACUUACAGUCAGCACCCCUACAGCACCCCACCUGUGCAUUUUGACACAAUGACCCGUGGAUCGAACAAAGUCCGACGUCUCUCUACCACAAACUCUUUGCUUGAGCCAACCUUCAUCCACACCACUGAGUGGGUUUGGUACUGGGAGGAUGAGUCCGGAACGUGGAACAUGUACGCUUCAGCUGCUCGUGGAGGCAAAGUAUCAGACAUAGACUGUCCUACACUGGAGCAAAGGUUUCUGGACAAUGACACAGAUGUGGUGGAGUUCACCGCUGGUUCCCAGUCCUACUCACUCAGUUUCCCAGACAUGAUACAGACAAACAAGCAGUACGGCACCAAGAGGCUCGUGAAAAGACGUCCACUGUUUGUCUCUGCAACUGAUGUCAAAACAAAGAAAGUGAGAAGGCCUCUUGGUAUACAAAGUUUGGCCGCUGUACCCGGCCACUGGGACAAGACGCAGAUUCCUCAAACAGGAUACAAGCGAGUCCCCCUGCAGCGCUCCUCGGAUGAAUUUAAGGAGAUUGAAAGUCUUUUCUGUAAAACCAUGCGAGGCUUUGACAUUGUCCAAAUUGAGAGGAUUCAGAACAAAGCUCUUUGGGAAGUCUUUCAGUGGUAGUUACUUUGCCCGUGAUGCAAAAUACUCCCACAGCUACACCGGUGACUCUGAUGUCAAAUCCUUGUUCAUCUCACGGGUGCUGGUGGGAGAUUACACCAGAGGGUCCUCCAACUACGUCCGACCUCCUUCCAAGGACGGCGGAGACAUAAACUUCUUUGACAGUUGCGUCGACGACGUUAUAUCCCCUUCCAUCUUUGUUGUGUUUAAGGAGCACCAAAUCUACCCCGAGUACCUGCUGCAGUACAAGACCACGCAACCGCCCGUCAACUUAUUUGGUUAUGCGUCUGUACCGGCACCACGACCAGUACUGCCACCCAAACCAGCACUGCCACCCAAACCAGCACUGCCACCCAAACCAGCACUGCCACCCAAACCAGCGCCCAAACCCACCACAUUGGUUAAAUCCAGCACAGCCUUAUACCAGUCCAGUACAUUUGUUUAUAAAUCCAGCACAGCCUCAAUACCAGAGCCGGUCCACUAUCGGCAAGGUGCAUAUGGCCCCCCAAAGUAGGGGGGUCCCCGCCCU